Molecule: messenger RNA, 444 nt
Organism: Diutina rugosa
Lineage: Eukaryota; Fungi; Ascomycota; Pichiomycetes; Serinales; Debaryomycetaceae
Exons: 1
Coding region: 1-444 (147 amino acids)
Source: RefSeq, a predicted model, not a curated record
AUGCUUGGAAAAUUGUUGUACGAGUGUCUACCACAGUACAAGCAGAAGACGAUUGUCCUCCGCGAAGAGCGCCGCCGCGAGAACAAGGAGGAAGCGAUGUGGAGAGAGCGAGAGCGGAAACAGCAGGCGAUCAUCGCCAAGCGGGAGAAGAAGAGACAGCAAGCUUUAGAAGCUGAGGAAAGAAAACGGAGACAGGCGAUUGAGGACGAGGAAAGACGCAAACAGGAAUUGUACCAGCGCCAACUGGCCCAGCUCCAGAAGCGGUGGCUGCUAGUGGAGGCCAAGGAGCGGAAACGGGCGGAAGAGAUCAGACAGCGGUUAGGGUAUAAGGAGCUGAGGCGACUGCUCGAGCGACGCACGCGCGAUGAGAUGAUCGACCAGGGCCACCGCGUGGGCAGCGGCAUCAGCCGCCUGGGCUCGUACCGUCUCCAGGCGACGAGAUGA